CCCGCGCUGCGGGCAGCGCUGCUGGCCGCACUCGGUUCACAGUCGCAGCGGCCCGCCCACGCUCUCCGGACCUAGGCAGGCGGUGGCCGCUCGGCCGCUCCCGGGUCCACAUGGCUGAGGGGGACGCAGGGAGCGACCAGAGGCAGAAUGAGGAAAUUGAAGCAAUGGCAGCUAUAUAUGGCGAGGAAUGGUGUGUCAUUGAUGACUGUGCCAAAAUAUUUUGUAUUAGAAUUAGCGACGAUAUAGAUGACCCCAAAUGGACCCUUUGCUUGCAGGUGAUGCUACCGAAUGAAUACCCAGGUACAGCGCCACCUAUUUAUCAACUGAAUGCUCCUUGGCUUCAAGGGCAAGAACGUGCAGAUUUAUCGAAUAGCCUUGAGGAAAUAUAUAUACAGAAUAUUGGUGAAAGUAUUCUUUACCUGUGGGUGGAGAAAAUAAGAGAUGUCCUAAUACAAAAAUCUCAGAUGACAGAACCAGGCCCAGACGUAAAGAAGAAAACUGAAGAGGAAGAUAUUGAAUGUGAAGAUGAUCUCAUUUUAGCAUGUCAACCAGAAAAUCCAGUUAAAGCAUUGGAUUUUGAUGUCAGUGAAAAUCGAACAGAAAUAGAAGAAUUACCUCCGAUUGAUCAUGGCAUUCCUAUCACAGACCGAAGAAGUACUUUUCAGGCACACUUGGCUCCAGUAGUUUGUCCCAAACAGGUGAAAAUGGUUCUUGCCAAAUUGUAUGAGAAUAAGAAAAUUGCUAGUGCCACCCACAACAUCUAUGCAUACCGGGUCCUUUUAAGGUUACUUCCUGGUUCUGGGGCUGUGUUCCUGCUUUGGAGUUAUGGGGCACUCUUCAGGCUACUCGUACACACAGCUAUCGGAUGCUGCAUCAUUAUCUUCCUGGCAUGUGAGGAAAGGGACUGUGAGGAUGACGGGGAAACAGCAGCUGGGGGGCGUCUUCUCCACCUCAUGGAGGAACUCUGUGGGGGUCAGGCCUGUAGACUGGUGGGCUUCACGUUAAGGGCAGCAUUUGACAAAUGUCAAACUGAAGAAGACCUUACUGAUUUUGAAUGUGAGAAAUGUCAUGGUGGUGGUAUCACGCUGGUAUGGAGGGAUUUUGCUAGGACCAGAUCGCUUCAAACAUAUCAACAACUGUGCCAGAAACAUUCUAGUGGAGAAGAACUACACAAGUUCACCAGAGGAAUCAUCUAAGACUUUGGGAAAGAACAAAAAAGUAAGAAAAGACAAGAAGAGGAGUGAACAUUAAUACCUGAAACUGUAUGAAAGGUUAAUUUGCCUAUAGUCAUAUACAGAUCCCACAGUCAUCAAGGAAUAUGUUGUGCAGAGAGAGAAUCCUGGACUGUUCAAGUCAGCCAUCUCAUUGGGGACACCAAUAUUAUCUUUUCUUCUUUGGCUGUAUCAUCUGCCAAAAAUAGAGAACUUGUGAUAUUUUCAUGAGUGUUUCAGGCUGAUUCAGAAGGAUUAAUUUGAACUUAAUCACCACUUCAUAUAAUUUUAGGAAGGUAACAGUUGCCCAGGGCAGUACCUGAAUUAACUGUGCAUUUCAUUACAUGUCAAGUGCCUUUGUUAGGUGGGGAAGAAGUGUCUCUAGAGGAAUAUAAAUACCUGAUUUCUUGUCAUUGGGAUUCUCAUUUUGUUAAAUGAAUAUCACCUUUUACUGCUUUUUACUGCUCCGUAUGGCUUAUUGAAAUAGGGGCUCAUUGAAGAUUGAUCUUAGAGAGUUUCUUCUUGUGAUUUUAGUUCAUAAGUAUGUCACCUUUCAUUUUAUAGUGCUCAUGGAGUGAUGGAUUAAGUGAAAAUCCAGGAGUAUCCAUCUGCAGUUAUGUGCUGAAGUGAUAAUUCAUCUAACAGAUUCAUUAGCAUAAGCGUUAUGCCUCAGUUUCUGUCGCAAAUUGGUGAUUGUGAAAUUUCAAAAAGUGAUUUUCUAGUCUCUACUUUUUUUGUUUAAUUCUUGUACUGUUAAGCAAUAAAUAUGGUGUGCCUGUAGUCUCCUCCCACCGCCGAAAUGUGUUGGUGUAAUAUUCUGGUUUCUUUUAACAACCUGGAAGUACUUUCUUGUGAUCUUCAUUGAGAAAUUAGAACUAUGCCAGAAGCUGUGCUAUGGUUAACGGAACAUUUAUGGAAUGGGGUAGAAGUGGCAGAACACCACUGGUGUAAGGUGAGAGUGUGUUGUGUAGUUCUGUAAAUGUGAUGCACAUUUCCCAUCCACACUCCUCCAGCUAUCUUUCUCAACUCCAUGACUUUGUGGAGAGAAGGAGCAAAUCUUUGAUUGGAAAAACAGAGAAAAUCCCUCUUUUUUUCCAUCUUCCUUUCAUCAGUGCUUUAUAAAAUUCCUUCUUUCAUCUGCAAGUUGUGCAGUUUACCUCUAGGCAUCUAGACAAAUUUAUCCAUGAGAUAUAAGUCAUUAACUGUUCCCUUUUAGAUAAUGAUUGCAAACAAUUAUUAAAAAUUAUUAAUUGGUCACAGAUUUACUUGAGAUUCCCUUCCAAAGAGAGGGAACAGAAAUAAGGAAGCAAUUUGGGAUGGUGCUGGAACAUGGAAGACAUCAGAGAAGAGUGGACACAGAUUUUUUUCUAUUCUCUGAUGUUUGACCUUUAAGAGAUCUAACAUCCUAACUUGGUAUUUUUAAUAAGAAUCUAGUAAACAGCUUUACACUAGGAUGGAUUUUGAGAAGUAAAAUCUGUAUUGGUUGUAAGUGUGUUUAAUUGUUGUAACCUAUAUUUAUUUAAAACACUUACCUCAGAGUCCAUGAAAAAAUUAAGUAUGUUUUAUGUAUUAACUGUUAAAAUAAUUAAAGACCUUAAAGACCAUUAAUUAACAUUAAAAUAACUUCACAAUUUUGGCAUGUCAAAACCUGUGAAAGAAGAUAUAAAACAGUAAGAAUUGCUGCUACAGAAAAAUGAAUGUGAGUUAAUUUUUCUGCAACACUAAAUUUGAAUUCCCUUUUAGCUGUUUUAUCCAACAUUUAUUUAGGUCUUUAUAGAAAACAUUUUUAUCUCUGAUCCCACUUUCCCUUAUUAAAAAAAUAUUUUUGCUUCUUUCUUUUAUUAACCACAUUUUCCAGACUAAAAAACCCUAAUAUCCUUUGCCCGAAGUCAGAUAGUAAAAAGGAGAGACCCAAAAGUCUCCAAUUCUGGAACGUGAGUUAUUUUACACUCUUCAUUAUGGACCCCUAACUAGUUAUAGUAUCUUUUUGUCUAUUUAAAAUUUGUCUAUUUAAAAUUUUGUCUAUUUAAAAUUUUUGUCUAUUUAAAAUUUUGUCUAUUUAAAAUUUUGUCUAUUUAAAAUCUUACAAAGUAGCAAGUAAUGGGAAUAGCAGUAUGAUUUGGAGGUAUAUAUCAUGAAAUAUAUGGGAAUAGCAGUAUUAUUUGGAGGUGUAUAUCAUGAAACAUUUGAUAGAUACCUAUUUGAGAGACAUUAUAUCAAACUAAUCACAACCAAGAAAGAAUAGCAUGAAGCAGAUACUGUUUGAAGGCAGGUAAAAUUUAUUGCAGAAAUUGUAUAGUCACCUGUAAUUCCACUGUCUAGAGAUAACUGUCGUUAACAUUUGGUAUGUACGUCCUUCUAUUUUUUUCCUAUGCAUGAUUUUGUAUAUAUGGCUAUUUUUCUUUCCAUAAAAAUGGUACUAAACUGUAUAUACUGUUUUCUAUUCGGCAUAUUUCAUAUAGAAGUAUAUUGUUAACAUUUUCCCAUGUCAAUAAAUAUUCUUCUAUGGCUUAA
Molecule: messenger RNA, 3725 nt
Organism: Lagenorhynchus albirostris (white-beaked dolphin)
Lineage: Eukaryota; Metazoa; Chordata; Mammalia; Artiodactyla; Delphinidae
Gene: IMPACT
Product: impact RWD domain protein
Exons: 13
Coding region: 111-1196 (361 amino acids)
Biological process (GO): regulation of translational initiation
Cellular component (GO): cytoplasm
Molecular function (GO): protein binding
Source: RefSeq, a predicted model, not a curated record